Molecule: messenger RNA, 5326 nt
Organism: Elgaria multicarinata webbii
Lineage: Eukaryota; Metazoa; Chordata; Lepidosauria; Squamata; Anguidae
Gene: KANK1
Product: KN motif and ankyrin repeat domains 1
Exons: 12
Coding region: 123-4178 (1351 amino acids)
Biological process (GO): negative regulation of actin filament polymerization
Cellular component (GO): cytoplasm; cytoskeleton
Molecular function (GO): protein binding
Source: RefSeq, a predicted model, not a curated record
UUCCUAUAUAUUUUAUUACCCGGGUUUCAGUAUAAUGGCAGCAGGCUGCAUGUCUGGUUGGAUUUGAUGCUUGAUUUGCAUGAUUCCUAACAAUCAAUUUCUGGAUUUGUCAGUGAACAAGCAUGGCCCAUCCAGUGAAUAUUAAUGGCAGUUCCACAGAAAAAGAGGAAAAUGCUCUGAAUGGUGAGGAUGACAGAGAUCAGAAAGAUCCCUAUUUUGUGGAAACCCCUUAUGGUUACCAACUUGACUUGGAUUUUCUCAAGUAUGUGGAAGAUAUACAAAAGGGAAAUACUAUAAAAAAGUUGAACAUACAGAAAAAGCGGAAAGUGACACCACCUUUUACAGCUGUCAAAAACACCUCCAGCCAAUACAGCGGAUGGACAUCAAAUGAAUCCCUUUCUUCAUCCAACAGUGAUGAAAACAAACAUUCAUCUUCACUCUUUGCAGCACGAAGCCCAGCAGGCACCACCUCUGCAAGGCCAUCCUUGUCCUUUGAAGCCUCUCCAAACUUCCUAACGAUCCCUGAAAGCAAACAACUACUGCCUCCUUCACCACAGCUGCCUAGGCACAACCUUCGUGUCACAAAAACUCUAAUGGAAACAAGGAGAAGAUUGGAGCAGGAAAAGAUCACAAUGCAGGCAAUCCCAGGAGAAACGCGGAGGCCUAGGCUUUCCAGUUUUGGAGCAAUGGGUUCAACAAGCUCACUUCCUUCUUUUGUAGGAUCCAGUGGACACAACCAGAUGUCGCAGCAGUUUCAGAAUGGAUAUCAGGGCAAUGGAGAUUAUAAUCUUUAUCUAGCAUCCUCUUUAGGCAGUUCCAUCCGACAUAGCCCCUUGAGUUCAGGUAUAUCAACACCUGUGACCAAUGUGAGUCCAGUGCACCUACAGCACAUCAGGGAACAAAUGGCUAUUGCUCUGAAACGCCUUAAGGAGCUUGAGGAACAAGUCAAGACUAUUCCUGUGCUCCAGGUUAAGAUUUCAGUAUUACAGGAAGAGAAGAGGCAGAUGAUGGCAAAGCUCAAAAGCCAAAGAGUAGUCAACCAGAAUGACACAGGCCACUUCAGAAAGAGAUCUUACAGUGCAGGAAAUGCCGAGCAGUGGAAGCAUCUCUCUCCGGUCCGAGCCAGUGGGGAACUUUAUAUAGACUGUGAGGAAGACAUGGGGAGUGCAGAACCUAGCCCAGAGAGGGUAGAAGAGUUUAGGCAGUUGACUGCUGAAAUGCAAGCCUUGGAGAAGAAAGUCCAGGACAGCAGUUAUGAUAUUCCAUCUAAUCUGCGAGUGAACAGAGCAAGUGUAACAAAAGAAAAUAGGUCAGUUGCUGUAGGUUCAGAGGAAAAUAUGAAUGACAUUGUUGUAUACAACAGAGCUUUGAGAGCAUGCAGGGAUGUAGCAGUAGGAACGGAGGUCAAGACUAAAGAUUCUAUUGUUGGGGUUACAGAGGGGAUGCUUGGUCUAUCUACGGAAGCAGAGAGGGAAAUAGAGCUCCAGCAUCAGACCAUUGAAGCCCUUAAAGAGAAAAUCUACCGGCUAGAGGUCCAGUUGAGGGAAACCACUCAUGACAGGGAGAUGACCAAAUUAAAGCAUGAGCUUCAGGCAGCUGGGUCCAGAAAAAAAAUGGACAAGGCACUGAUGGCACAGCCCCUUGUCUUCAGCAGAGCCGUUGAAGCAGUAGUACAAACCAGAGACCAAAUGGUGGGAGAUCACGUGGAAGUUAUUGAUUCAUGUGUGGGGAGCUGUCUCCAGAUGAGUAGUGUUGGAGUAUUGUGUCGGCCUACAUUGCAGAGUUCAGCUGUGGGUCCAGAUGUGCCCAUGAAUUGGUGGAUUGUGAAGGAGAAAAAAGAAGUGUGUGACCGGUGCACUGGGAGCUCUGUUGAGCUAUGCAACAAGUGUGUGGGCACAGAAACAAGCAUCUGCGAAACUGGGGUCAAUACAGAGGAGUCUGUGGACAAUCUAAGCCUUCGCAAGACAGAACUGAAAAUCAAGGAAGUGCGGUCAAUAGGCUGUGGGGACUGUUUGGAUGUGACAAUCUGUCCAGCAAAUGAAACUGUGUCCUGCAGCACGCAAACAGACCUUAGUUGCAAAGCAGAUUCUGGAAUCAUGGCAGUGCCUCGUACGGCUACCCAGGGAACCGUUACAGUAUUAGAAAAGACAGACCAGUUCACGAACACGGAAGUGGCUACCUUGACGGAUUCCAGCACCAAUACUUUUCUGAGCACUUACGACAAACAGACAAACACUGUGAUUGUGGAGAUGAAGACUGUGGCCAUCGGAGAUGGUAGGGUCAAGGAUGUAAAUACAGCUGCUAAAACACGUUCCAUUGGUGUGGGAACUCUGCUUUCUACCACGGCUAGCUUUGAUAAAUCUUCCCUAGCAAAGACCAAAGACUGCGGGGUGGGGCAGAUCAGUAUCAAUGAGAACUAUCUAGUAGGCCUGAAAAUGAGAAACAUUGCCUGUGGUCCCCCUCCAGUGUCUGUAGCACCACCCAGCACUAGAAGUAUUGGUGUUGGGGAUGAAUCUGUGUGUGAAUCAGGGAGCCUCAUGGAGAGUAGUCCACUCCCGCUGCCUGAGAUGAGAACUGGCUUGGAUCACUACAUUGAACGGGUUCAGAAGCUUGUUCAAGAACAGCAGAUGCUUCUUGCUGAAAACUAUUCGGAACUAGCAGAUGCUUUUGGAGAGCCUCACUCGCAAAUUGGCUCUCUCAAUUCUCAGCUCAUCAGCACUCUGUCUUCCAUCAACACUGUCAUGAAAUAUGCAAGUACAGAGGAACUGCGCAACUUAGAUAUACCGAAGCAAUGCAUGAACAAAACUGCUGUAACAGAAGAAAAAUUGCUGAAUGUUCCUCGUGGCCACACUGGUAGUUCCCAUUCAGUUUCAAGUUCCCACAUGUUGAAACUGGGACAGGAGAUUGGGACCAUAAGUGAGGAGAAGACUGCCAUACUAGGAACAGCAUCGGACCGGAAAGCCUCACCUUCCGAAGAUGGCACCAUAUCUCCAAUUAAUCUAACAGAUGACCAGCUUGCCUCUGGGCUUUAUGUAUGUGCAAAUGAUGGCAUGUUGAAGUCCAUUAUGAAGAAAAAGGAUGGGAAAAAAGAUGAGAAUGCGAAAAAGAAUCUGCAGUUCGUCGGUAUAAAUGGAGGGUAUGAAACAACUUCAAGUGAUGAUUCUAGUUCAGAAGAGAGUUCCUCAUCGGAGUCCGAUGAUGAGUGUGUUGGGAAUGAAUAUGCUCGGAUUGAGGAGAAUGUUCGCUUGCUUGAGGUGCAAGGCCAGCAUGUGCUCAACACUGAAGAUGUUAAGUCUGUCAGAGGUGAAGAAACAGUGCAGGCUCAAGAGCCUGAGCCUGAAAAAGUGGAAAUCCGUGAGAGAUAUGAACUGAGUGAAAAGAUGCUGUCUGCAUGCCAUCUUCUUAAAAGCAGCAUUGAUGAUCCAAAGGCUAUGAUCAGCAAAGAGAUACGAUUUUGUUUAAACACCAUCCAGCAUGAGUGGUUUCGUGUGUCGAGCCAAAAGUCUGCCGUUCCUGCAAUGGUUGGGGACUACAUAACUGCUUUUGAAGAAGUUUCUCCUGCAGUUCUUAGACACGUCAUCAACAUGGCAGAUGGAAAUGGCAACACAGCUCUCCAUUACAGCGUCUCCCACUCUAACUUUGAAAUUGUGAAACUGCUUUUAGAUGCAAAUGUCUGCAACGUAAAUCACCAAAACAAGGCUGGCUAUACCCCCAUUAUGUUGGCCGCUCUUGCAGCUGUAGAGGCUGAGAAAGACAUGAGAAUAGUGGAAGAGCUUUUUGCCUGUGGAGACGUGAAUGCUAAAGCCAGUCAGGCUGGCCAGACUGCUCUGAUGCUCGCUGUGAGCCAUGGGCGAAUAGAUAUGGUGAAAGCGCUGCUGGCUUGUGGUGCAGAUGUCAACAUUCAAGAUGAUGAGGGCUCCACUGCUUUGAUGUGUGCGAGUGAGCAUGGACACGUUGAGAUCGUCAAACUUUUGCUGGCUCAACCUGGAUGUAAUGGUACCCUGGAGGACAAUGAUGGCAGCACAGCACUUUCAAUAGCCCUUGAAGCAGGCCACAAGGACAUUGCUGUUCUUCUCUAUGCUCAUGUAAACUUCUCCAAAACCCAGUCCCCGGGCACCCCAAGGCUUGGAAGGAAGCCAUCCCCUGGGCCUACCCAUAGAAGCCCGUUUGACUGCUAAUGCACAAACAUUUGUAAACUCUAAUGUCACCUCUCCUAAGCUGCUAGUGGUUACUGUUCUACAGUGACAGAUAUUGAAUGUAAUUGUCUUGUGCCUGAGCACACCAGCAAACUGAAAGCCUAGAGCUAAAGAUAGAGAAACGUUGACAGGAAAAAGGCUGCUAGGAUGGCAUCCUUGCUAACAACGUAACUAGGAUCAGCGUUCACGGUGUGGCUGACAGAUGGAAUCUAUUUUACAUUGAUCCCUAUGGCUAUUCAUGUGUGCCUCCUCACUACACAGAUCAGGCAGCCUUCUCCAUGCUGCUGCAGGAUCUUAUAGGUUCACAACUAGUCAUAGGACCACAUCAUGGCAAGUUGUUGGAUGCAAGGCUUGCAGUAUGGGGACAGUUGCCAUAAAGGAAUGAUUAUGUGUAGUCUCCCAUGUGGCACCAGUAGGCUUUUGAGUCCUCCUUUUGCUCAUCUUUUCAGCCUCCAGAAAAUGGCAUAAAGUCUUUGCUGUUGAAUAUAUCCUUCUGUUACCUUACGUACAGUUUUAAGCUAUCUGUCCAGUUACAAUUGUGCUCCCCACCCCCAAAACAAAUCUUUUUGGCUUUUUAUAAAGGUAUGUUCUUUACAGAUAUUUAUAUUUGCUACAGUUGGAAUUGUUUGUUGGCAAGAACCCUUUUAUAAAUGUCAUUCCAAAAUGGUUUUGAGUCUUGUGUUAAUGCUUAUUUUAAACAUGAAAAAUGGCAAUGGCUUACGUGGUUAGUUCUUUGGAAUGCCAGCUGGUGGGUUGAGGGCUUAACAAUAGAAGACAUUAAGAUGGCUUAACAAUAUGGCCUGAAACUUGUUAUUAAAUUGUUGCUGCCGAUUUGUAUAGCUUUUAUAUAUAAAAGAUUAAGUCAGUAUUUUUGACACUUUUUAUUCCAUCUUAAUUAAAAUAAUACUUUACACACAAUUGUUACUAGAUUUUUAUUAACUGUCAUCAACAUGAUCCGUGAUAUAUAUUGGAAGAUGUUUAUCCCUACUGGAAUCAAAUGUAGUUCUGGGCACGUAUAUAUGGAAUGCUUAUUUCCUUGUCAUGUUCACUUCAGUCAUAUGCAUUUAAAUGUUUGAAGUGCCUUAGACUCUUGCCAUAUUUUCAAAAUAAAAAAAUGAUGUUAUUUUAUU